Molecule: messenger RNA, 1104 nt
Organism: Daktulosphaira vitifoliae (grape phylloxera)
Lineage: Eukaryota; Metazoa; Arthropoda; Insecta; Hemiptera; Phylloxeridae
Product: palmitoyltransferase ZDHHC15-like
Exons: 7
Coding region: 10-1005 (331 amino acids)
Biological process (GO): peptidyl-L-cysteine S-palmitoylation; protein targeting to membrane
Cellular component (GO): Golgi apparatus; endoplasmic reticulum
Molecular function (GO): protein-cysteine S-palmitoyltransferase activity
Source: RefSeq, a predicted model, not a curated record
AAAAAAAAUAUGAUCUUUCAGUCAAACAUGUUUAAAAAUGAGUCAAUCAAAAUCCCAAAUUGUAUUUUUAUUAUUAUUAAAAAAAUUCCAGUGGUAUUUGUUCUAUGUUUACUUGCUUGGUCUUAUUAUGUCUACAUUCAUCAUUUAUGUCUUGGUUACAUCAAAAUUCCUGAGGUGAAAAAGUCCUAUAUUUUGAUAUAUCACAUAAUUCUUGUAUUUUUCAUGUGGUCAUACUUAAAAACAAUUUUCACAAAACCAGGAGAAGUGCCUGAAAAAUUUAAACUUCCGAAAGAUACUUUUGAAAAAUUCAAUAAGCAUAAUAAUGAUUUAGAUGGACAGAGAAGAGUAUUAACAGAAUUUGCAAAAGAUUUACCAAUUAGUACUGUUACUAAUUCUAAUGAUGUAAGAUUUUGUGUAAAAUGCAGAGUAAUAAAACCUGAUAGAUCUCAUCACUGUAGCUUGUGUGGUAAAUGUGUAAUUAAAAUGGAUCACCACUGUCCAUGGGUCAUUAAUUGUGUGUCAUAUUCAAAUUACAAAUUUUUUGUACUAUUUUUAAUAUAUAAUUUGUUGAUGAAUGUAUUUGUUGUAACUACAUCUUUGUCAUUUGUGUUGAAAUAUUGGAAAACAACUCUUAAUUUAGAAACCCAAGAAAAACCUUAUAAAAUUCACAUUAUUCUUUUGUUUACAAUUGCAUCACUUUUAUCAGUCACUUUGUUUUCAAUGCUUGUCUAUCAUAUUUAUUUAUUAUCCAAAAACUGUACAACAUUAGAAUCAUUUCGUCCUCCAAAAUUUAUGGAAAGUUAUGAUAAAAAUGGAUUUAAUUUAGGUUUUUAUCGAAAUAUACAAGAAGUUUUUGGUAAAAACAUAUUGUUAUGGUUUAUUCCUUUAUUUACCAGUCUAGGCGAUGGAGUAACGUUUGAACUCAACAAAAAAAUUCCAGAAACUCAGAGUCUAUUAUACAAAGAUGUAUACGAAAAGAAUACUUCAUAUGGCUAUUUUUAUUAAACAUAAAAUUGCAAGUUAAUGUAAGUAAAUGUAGUUUCAAUUGUAGUUUAAUAGUUUUAUCAAUUUAACAACAAUCAAUUAAACAUAGUUUUAACAAUC